Molecule: messenger RNA, 726 nt
Organism: Phycomyces blakesleeanus NRRL 1555(-)
Lineage: Eukaryota; Fungi; Mucoromycota; Mucoromycetes; Mucorales; Phycomycetaceae
Exons: 7
Coding region: 1-726 (241 amino acids)
Biological process (GO): homologous chromosome pairing at meiosis; meiotic joint molecule formation; meiotic strand invasion involved in reciprocal meiotic recombination
Cellular component (GO): DNA recombinase auxiliary factor complex; condensed nuclear chromosome
Molecular function (GO): double-stranded DNA binding; recombinase activator activity
Source: RefSeq, a predicted model, not a curated record
AUGGUUAAAAGAAAGGCAACAAACGAUGGCAAAGAAGACGAAGGCAAGUCAAUUUUAAUACGAGUGCCGUUGGCGGGAAAAGAAACUGAUGCUUGGUAUUUUUUUCUUCUUUUUGUUCAUACAGGAGAACAAAUGAUCUUAAAAUAUAUGAAAAAAGUCAAUCGACCUUACAGUGCUACUGAUAUCUUUAAUAAUUUACAUGGAAAGUACUCAAAGCCUAGUGUUGUCCGAGCUCUAGAUAGCCUGACCGAUCAGAAUGAAUUGUUUGUAAAAACAUACGGAAAAAUGCAGGUUUAUGCAAAUAUAGAAGGAAUUAAAAAUGAAGAUCUGGAGGGUCUACAGAAGCAAGUGACUGUCCUUGAAGGAAAGAUGUCGAAUAUGGUAGAAGACAAUCGAAAACUUAAUCACACUUUGUCUGACUUGAAAAAGGAACCAACCACAGAAAACGCCAAGGCUCUUCUGGAAAAGAGGAAAAGAGAGAAUGCUCAAAUGAGAGAACAUCUCGAGACAUUGAAAUCGGGCGCCGUUCUUGUCACCCCAGAAGAUCGAAAGAAGAAUGAUGCCGAAUAUGAGCUAUACAGAAAAGAAUGGCGCACCCGGAGAAAAUUGUUUAGAGAUAUUUUCAAUGCUGUUACAGAACACAUGCCAGGCAAACCAGCAGCAUUUAUGGAAGAGCUUGGGAUUGAGGAAGACCCGGUGUCUUAUGAAAAGGACACAUUAGAAUAG